Messenger RNA from Eleginops maclovinus (Patagonian blennie), 1754 nucleotides. RefSeq lists its product as uncharacterized. The coding region runs from base 270 to 1754 and encodes 494 amino acids. The transcript is spliced from 6 exons. NCBI's taxonomy places the organism in Eukaryota, Metazoa, Chordata, Actinopteri, Perciformes, Eleginopidae. The record is from RefSeq and is a predicted model, not a curated record.
CUAUAUUUUAAUAAUGGAAGGGAAAUGAAAUGCAAAGGAAUGAGUGUUUGGCACUGUGUAAACAGCUUGCGGUGGUUCUUCAUAGUUGAAGUUGGCGCUAGCUCUGAACACUUCAGCUCAGCUGGCUACUAGUGCUAAGUGCUUUAGCUAUUCAGCUAAGUUCACCUCAGAGUGUUAGCAAAAAGUCAAGUCUCAAGUGUUUGUUUUAGGUUUGCGGUAGCGUUUUUUUCCCCCUCCAACUCACGCUAAAUCUUGUGAUUUAUUUAUUUAUGUUUCAGGUACUACAGGAAUGCCAGUCUGAGUAUGUUGCUGAAGAGGAAAGCGAUGACUUUCCUGACGGGGACCCAUCUACUGAUGUGAAUUCAACAGAAGAUCAGCACAGUGACUUUUCCGUUCAAGUGUGUCUGAGGCCACCAACAAGGACGGUGGCUAUGCAGUUCAAAGGAAGGGGACGGACUAAAGGUGUGCAGGCUACUACAUCAAUGGUCACUGUUGGGACUCAGACUGAGGAUGACUGCUUUUGCUUUCACAACACCGACAACUCAACCUCUUGUGGCUCUGACUCAGAUGACAACAUGUCGACAGAUGAUCCCGACUACAAGCUGCCGUCCUCUGAUGAUUCAGCUGAAGAGAGUCCUGAACACAAUACUCCACCAGUGCCGCCACCUGAGGCGCCAGCAGGUAGCGUUUUUCUUGUGUUCUGGGAAUGCCUGGUGACGCUGUUGUCAACAUGGUGCAGCUGUGGACUUUGUGGGAGCAGGUCACUGUCCUGGCAGUGUAAAGAAGUAGGAACACAGUUGCAGGUCACCAUCCAGUGCGGGGGAUGUGGGAACCAAGGACUAUGGAACAGUCAACCUUUCUUCGGCAGAACAGCAGCUGGGAAUGUGUUGUUGUCCGCUGCCAUUCUCUUCAGUGGGGCCACUGUCACCAAGGUGCUGCGUGUCCUAUCCAGAUUGGGCGUUGCUGUGAUGUCGGAAAGAUCGUUCUUCAGACAUCAGGACCAGGUGCUUUUCAAAGCUGUGAAGCGAGUUUGGGGCGAGCAGCAGUUUGCCAUGCUCUGUCUGCUACAGGCAGAAGGGGAACCCAUCGUGUGUGGUGGUGACGGGCGUGCCGACACCCCAGGGCAUUGCGCUAAGUACGGCACCUACUCAACAAUGGAGCUCCGGAAAACAGCUGUUAUUGACGUACAACUUGUACAGAGCAAUGAGGUUGGAGGGUCCUACCACAUGGAGAAAGUGGGACUGCAGCGAUCCCUUGAGAAAGUCCAGGGCUUUGUGGAUGUCGGAACUCUCGUGACAGACAGACACAUAGGCAUCAACAUGAUGAUUAGAGAGGACCAUCCAGACAUCACGCACCAGUUUGACAUAUGGCAUGUAGCCAAGAGUGUCAAGAAGAAGCUGCAGAGCCUUGGACAAACUAGAGGUUGCCAGGACCUCAAACCCUGGGUGGGAAGUAUUAUAAACCAUCUGUACUGGUCCGUGGUCUCGACGCCUCCUGGCAGUGGACAACUUGUGGUGGACAAAUGGACAUCAGUCAUCGAUCACAUCCACAACAGGCACACCGGGUUCGAGGGACUGUUCUCUUCUUGUGCGCACGGAGUCCUGGAAGGCAGGGAACAGCGUAAACCGUGGCUGAGUUGUCAUACGAAGGUGUCUAUUGAAGUGGAGAAGAUCAUCCGGAAACAAGAGGCUGUGUGCAGAUAUACAACGCCUGUCCCCGUCACACCAGACAUCCUACCUCGAAGCAUUCCAUAG